AUGGAGGAUAAAGCAGAAAAACGUAGCAAUUGUUGCCAAACACUGGGAAAGGCCUUUAGAUACGAAUUUAAAUGUCGAAAUCUGGGAUUCAGUGGAGCCCAAUAUGACCACUUCCCAUUUGCUCAAUGGAUGUGGAUGGAUAAGUUCUUCUAUCCAAUCUACCGAUUCAUCAUUGCCAUCGGGCUGUUAGCUUGGGCUUGCGUGGAAAUUGUGGAGGAAAUUGAGCAAAGCAAACAUACUCACACAAAGAGUAAAUACUUUCUUUAUGCCACAAAUUGGUCGUUCCUCACAUACACGGUCAGCUCAAUGGUUUUCGCAAUAUUCUGCACGUUUUACAAUUGCAAGAAAGGUGAAGUUACUUAUGCAAAGGCUUCAAGAUGGAUUAGUGAAAUUCUCUGGUUCUUUUACGGCAUGUCGAUGAACACAGUCGUGGUCACAUCUCUUGGUUACUGGGCUGCAUUAUGGGAUCCAACAUACUAUCGAUUCUACAAGCCAGAAUCAGAGUUCAAACACACAAUUCCAGCCCUUACUGUUAUCUUAGAUUUAUUUUUAAAUGGACUACCGAUUCGAUUACUUCAUGCUAUAUAUCCAAUGAUAUUCGGUAUACUUUAUUCCACUUUCUCCUUUCUCUACUUCGAUACCGGCCAUGAAAAACCAAUCUACCCGGUGCUUGAUUGGAGUCAACCAACGAAGGCUGCCAUUGUCUGCACGACGAUCAUCAUAGUCGGUCUUAUUGUGCAGUUCCUUCUCUACCUUCUCUAUGUUGGUCGCAUCACUCUGAGUGCACACCUCAAUGGACGAGGUAAAGUCGUUGUGGAUAGUUGGUGGAAUGCGGGUUCUCAAGCCACUCCUGUCAAUGAAGCUGUAGAAAGUGAGGAAAUAGUGGAGACAGAAAUAUCGACUGAUGCAAAAGGCAAAGGUGAUGUUGAAGUCGGCUACAUUUCAUCAAAGUGA
Rodentolepis nana is the source of this 954-nucleotide messenger RNA. The record is from the annotation of a GenBank genome assembly. NCBI's taxonomy places the organism in Eukaryota, Metazoa, Platyhelminthes, Cestoda, Cyclophyllidea, Hymenolepididae.